This is a messenger RNA of Branchiostoma belcheri (Belcher's lancelet), 2185 nucleotides long. Its product is annotated as relaxin receptor 1-like. Gene Ontology annotation, cellular component: membrane. Gene Ontology annotation, biological process: G protein-coupled receptor signaling pathway. The transcript has 17 exons. Lineage: Eukaryota; Metazoa; Chordata; Leptocardii; Amphioxiformes; Branchiostomatidae. Bases 38 to 2185 code for a protein of 715 amino acids. The record is from RefSeq and is a predicted model, not a curated record. Gene Ontology annotation, molecular function: G protein-coupled receptor activity; protein binding; protein-hormone receptor activity.
GUGACUGUAGGAGAGACACGGGCUGCAGCUGACCAGAAUGUGGUUCUUGCUCCUGGUGGUCGCUGCGUGCUGCUCGCACCUCGUCAUCUACUCUUCGGGGGCGCCUAAAAUCAAUGAAGACCCCUGUUUUCCCUGCGGGAACCUGACGGAGUGCGUCCCGCGGAGUCAACACUGCGACAACAGAACGGACUGUAGUAACGGGGCAGAUGAAGAGAACUGUCACGCGUCGAUGCAUAAGUUUCUGUAUGAAAAUGAGCUGACUGUCGUCAGGAACAAGUCUUUCGCAUUAUUCACACACUUGGAGAAACUGAACCUGGAAAUGAAUCUCAUCAGUACAAUCGAAGCGGACGCCUUCGUUGGACUUCACAACCUUACACAGCUGUAUUUAGACUACAACCGCCUACAAACAUUGGAGCCGGGUGUCUUCAGAGAUCUCGCCAAGUUAAAGUGGCUAUACCUUAACCACAACCAACUUCGAGUUCUCAACUCCAAGGCGUUUUACGGACUUCGCAGUCUUGAGUUGCUGGAGUUGAGACUGAAUCACAUCCACGCAGUGGUCGGAGAGGGGAUUUGGAACAACAUGCCUUUGCUUGAAUAUCUCGUCGUGAGGAACAACUCGAUCGAGGUCAUCGCUGCCCGUGACCUGGCCGAGCUCACACAAAUAGACGGACUUGACUUGUCAGAGAACAAGAUAGUGAAGUUUCCAAGUGGAGUCUUCAGAAAUCUGUCAGUCCUAGAAAAGCUGAACAUCUCCUUCAAUCCACUGCAGGUCUUACAAUGGGACCUGUUUGACGGGUUGGAAAAGCUGGGAUCUUUGGAUCUGAGGGGAAUCAUGGCCCAAAACAUGUCAUUACGACUGUUCCGGCCCCUGCGCAAGUUAGAGUACAUUUACUUCAGCCAGUUCCGAUACUGCGGGUUCGCCCCGCGCGUGCGCAGAUGCACACCCAACACGGACGGCUUCUCAACUUUCGAGAACCUGCUGGCGAACUUCGUCCUGCGCAUGUCCGUUUGGGUGGUCGCCAUAGUAACCUGCGUGGGCAACACGAGCGUGAUGAUCGGACGGUCGAUCAUGAAGCACGAGAACAAAGUUCACUCUCUCUUCAUCAGGAAUCUGUGUGCCUCUGAUCUGAUCAUGGGCAUAUAUUUGCUCGUGAUUGGAAGUAAAGACUUCAUGUACCGCAACGCCUACAACAAGUACUCGCAGCAAUGGAAGGAGAGUCUGGGCUGCCAGAUCACCGGGUUCCUGGGCAUGCUGUCCGCCGAGGUGACGGUGCUGCUGCUGACCUACAUGUCCGUGGAGAGGUUCCUGUGCGUGGUGUUCCCGUACCGGGACAGCCGGCCGAACGUCGGGCAGGCGGUGGGGAUCCUGGUCGUCAUCUGGCUCAGCGGCGUGGCGCUGUCCCUGGUGCCGGUGAUGUCGCCGGGCUACUUCGGCAACUUCUACGGCAGCAACGGCGUGUGCUUCCCGCUGCACCUGCACGAGCCGCACGGCGCCGGCUGGGAGUACAGCGCCUUCGUGUUCAUGGGCCUCAACUUCGUGUCGAUGAUCGUGAUCCUGUGCGCCUACACCGGGAUGUUCAUCUCCAUCCAGCGCACGCGGCGGUCCAUCGGCUCGCCGCUCUCCCUGCUCAGCGACAUGUCCUUCUCCAAGAGGUUCUUCUUCAUCGUGCUGACGGACUCGCUGGUCUGGCUGCCCAUCACCGUCAUCAAGUUCGCCGCACUGCUGGGGCUGCCGAUCUCAGGUUCCAUGUACGCCUGGAUCGUGAUCUUCAUCCUGCCGAUUAACAGCGCCAUCAACCCCAUCCUGUACUCCCUCACCACACGGACCUUCACCAACAUGCUCGGCAACCUGGUGGAGAAGAGCCCGUGCUGCGCCAGGAAAACCAAGUCUGGGAGACUGCGGCAACACAAGGACGAAGCCUUUUCCGGUGCCACAUACACAACUGGCGUGACGUCUGUUCUUCGACCGGUGAAAUGUUUCAAAGUGAAACGGUCGUCGGAAACGGAGUUCUCGAUGUCCGCCGUGUCGACGCCGACCUACUCCGAGAGCAACACGACCAAAGCGUUCGUCAGCACCAUAGAGACCCCUGACGUCAUACACAGAAGCUCCACUCUCAACAGCGUGCCGGAAAUACCCUCGCUGGAAAUCUCCGGAAUAGAUUCCGAGACUCCUCUUGUUACCUAA